Populus euphratica (Euphrates poplar) is the source of this 2571-nucleotide messenger RNA. Its product is annotated as flowering time control protein FY-like. Gene Ontology annotation, molecular function: protein binding. The record is from RefSeq and is a predicted model, not a curated record. The transcript has 18 exons. Gene Ontology annotation, cellular component: mRNA cleavage and polyadenylation specificity factor complex. Bases 98 to 2320 code for a protein of 740 amino acids. NCBI's taxonomy places the organism in Eukaryota, Viridiplantae, Streptophyta, Magnoliopsida, Malpighiales, Salicaceae. Gene Ontology annotation, biological process: mRNA 3'-end processing.
UGGAUAAAAAGAGUUUCUCACUCCAAUUUAUACUUUCUUAUCCCCUUCACUCCUCCCCCCAACCUCUUCCGAUCACCGUUUAAUUUAUCCGUUACAAAUGAUUUACGGUGAUCCUCAACAACACCAGCACCAGCAGCCACAGCACCAGCACCAGCAGCCACAACAACACCACCAGCACCGGCAGCCACAACACCAGCACCAACAACAUAUCCAACAGCAACCGCCUCUUGGUGGUGAUUUUCAUAGAGGGCAGCCACCGCCAAUGAUGCGACAGUCCUCCGCUUCAUCAGCCACUCUUAACCCGCUUGAUUACCACCACCAUCCGCAGGCCGCCCCAGUUCCUCCUCCUAAAUACGAAGCUAGUCAUGGUGAUGGUUACGGUGGAAAAAGGAUGAGGAAGCUUACGCAGAGGAGAGCAGUUGAUUAUACAAGCACGGUUGUUAGGUAUAUUCAGACUCGUAUGUGGCAGUGGGACUUGAGGGACAGGACAGUAUUGCAACAUACCCCAGCAGCUGCUAUCGAUAUGUUGCCUCCAGUUGCCUAUUCUGAUAAUCCAUCAACAAGCUUUGCCACAAAGUUUGUUCAUACAUCUCUAAACAAAAACCGUUGUUCGAUAAAUCGGGUUUUGUGGACUCCAAAUGGGAAACGUCUAAUCACAGGUUCUCAAAGUGGGGAAUUCACCCUUUGGAAUGGACAGUCAUUUAAUUUUGAAAUGAUUCUUCAGGCUCAUGAUCAAGCAAUCAGGUCUAUGGUAUGGAGCCACAAUGACAAUUGGAUGGUCUCUGGUGAUGAUGGUGGUUCAAUUAAGUAUUGGCAGAGCAACAUGAAUAAUGUUAAGGUCAAUAAAUCUGCUCAUAAAGAAUCAGUGCGUGGCUUAAGUUUCUGUAGGACAGAUUUGAAGUUCUGUUCAUGCUCCGAUGAUACUACUGUUAAAGUUUGGGACUUUGCUCGGUGCCAUGAAGAGCGUUCAUUAACAGGCCAUGGUUGGGAUGUGAAGAGUGUUGAUUGGCACCCUACAAAAUCUCUUCUGGUCUCAGGUGGGAAAGACAACCUAGUAAAACUCUGGGAUGCUAAAUCUGGAAGAGAGCUUUGCUCAUUUCAUGGCCACAAAAAUACUGUUCUUUGUGUCAAAUGGAACCAAAAUGGUAACUGGGUGCUGACUGCUUCAAAAGAUCAAAUCAUCAAGCUUUAUGAUUUAAGGGCAAUGAAGGAGCUUGAAUCUUUCCGUGGACAUCGGAAGGACGUGACUGCAUUGGCUUGGCAUCCAUUUCAUGAAGAGUACUUUGUUAGCGGGAGUUAUGACGGAUCCAUUUUCCAUUGGCUUGUGGGGCAUGAAACCCCCCAGGCUGAAGUUUCCAGUGCUCAUGAUAAUAGUGUUUGGGAUCUUUCAUGGCAUCCUAUUGGAUAUCUUCUUUGCAGUGGUAGCAAUGAUCACACAACAAAGUUUUGGUGUCGAAAUAGGCCAGGAGACACUGCCCGUGAUAAAUUUAACAUGGGUCAAAACCAAGGUUAUGGUGAGCAAAAUCCUGCCCUUGGUGGCCGCUUCCCUGGCAAUUUCCAUGUACCUGAACCACCGACAACUCCAGGACCAUUUGCUCCUGGACUGACUCGAAAUGAAGGAACUAUUCCAGGUGUUGGAGCUGCAAUGCCACUAUCAAUUACAUCGCUUGAUGCAUCGCAGGGAGAGCAGAGGCAGCCUCUUCUUUCUAUGCCCUUUGGAGUGCCUCCUCUUCCUCCUGGUCCACAUCCGUCACUUCAUGCAGCCAAUCAGCAGCAGGGAUAUCAGCAAAGUCCUCAGCAGCAGCCACUCCCUCAGCACAUGCCUCCUUUGCCUAUGCCACCUCCAAAUAUGCAACAGCUACUGCCUCCAUCCCAUGUACCCCUGCUCUCUCAUCCCCAUCUACCUCGCCCUCCUCAAAUGCCCCCUUGUGGCAUGCCUUCACCAAUCCCAUCUUCAAUGCCCGGAUCUUUGCCUACAUCAAUGCCUGGUCCAAUGGUGAUGCAAGGGACGAUGAGUCAGAUGGUACCUCUGUUGCCACAGGGCCAUUUUAUGGGCAUGAAUCCAAUGCACUCAGGAUCCUUGCCCACAAGUGCUGCCCCUCCAGUUGGCGGGGGCUUUCCAAAUGGCCUGCCCAAUAUGCAGGGCCCAUCAAAUGCCACAGGGGGGCAAAUGUAUCCACAGGGUGGUCCAUUCAACCAUCCUCAAGGUGGACAGAUGCCAAUGAUGCCUGGGUUUAAUCCCUACCAGUCUGGAAACCAAUCUGGUAUGCCUCCACCACAACCAUCUGGUCCACCACCACAUUCGCAGACACCUCAGUAGAACCGUUGUCGCAUCAUAAAGGCCUGCUGCCUAUGCCUUGAAGGAGAAAAAUGUCUUGCUGCCUGUGCUCAUACUAACAACUUUAACUUGUAGUCAUGUUCAUUGCGUUCCAUCUUGCCCCUUUUUCAAUAGCCACGUAUGAUUGGAAUGAUACAUACUUGUAUACUUUGAGACAGAAUUCAUCGAGCAGAACAUUUUGUACAAUGUUUUUCUAUAAAGAAUUUUGUUUAUAAAUCAUGCUGAAAUGAUAA